AUGCCAACUUCAGCUGUCGACAGAGAUCUCCUCACCCGUCAUCAUCGACAGUCCCAUCAGCGGAAGCAAGAUGGCGUAGAAGAGAGCCCAGAUCAUGAUGGGCCGGUCCACUCUACCCAAAACUCGCCCUCCGAUGGAGAACAUACGGCGCCCACUCCUCCUCUGGGGCUUGGGCAAGUCACUCCUCCCCCGACUCUCGAGCAAGUCGACACGGGAGAGGCCAUCCUCUUCCAAUGUCCCGACAUGGAGGCUGAACCAGAGACAGGCUCUGAGAGACCAACUACCACGACCACUGACACAGUAGUUGGCCUGGAGCCUUUGGGUCUAUCAGCUACCUCCAACUUCCUUGUAGGCGCAGCCGAAGGUUUGCAGGAGUUCGACUUCCUAUGGAGCGACUUCCCUGCCGACGAUCAGCCUCUCCCAACCACCUUCUUCGACACCGACUUCUCCCUCGUUGAUAUCUCACAUCAGUACGCAGCUCACCGGCCGGCUGCCGGCCCUUCGAGGGAGUGUACCGCAGACCUGGCUACGAAUCCACCCAUCGACCCAAGCCUCUCCCAUGAGGCAACGCACACUCAUCCCGUCGUGUCGAGGCUCCCAUCGCUCGAGCCUCCAAGCCGGGAGGCAUCCUCUAGGCUGGUCCCGUCCCAGACAACUACAAGCUACCAGCCAUUUUCCGUUUCAGAGCAAGCACCAGCUGUCUGUCCCUGGCGGAUAUCACCAGAUGAAUACCAGGAGCUCUCACGACGGAUAGGCUUAUGGGCUACGGUUACCCCCCAUCCUUUUAUCUUGCCCUCGAGGCGCACGCUCUCCCGAUACCUUGAGGGAUACUUCCGUGGUUUCCAUGCGCACAUGCCCAUGCUCCACACGGCAACUCUCACGGCAACAGAGCUGGGUCCAGAGCUGAUCUUGUCUCUGGCCGCAGUCGGUGCUCUGUAUCGCUUCGAGCAUGCAAAAGGCGUGGAGUUGUAUCGUGUUGCUAAGGCCCUCAUUAACUGGCGGCUAGAUCAGCUACACGAAGAGACCAUCUCACGCCUUACCAGUACUUCGCCCGGAUAUGCAGGUUUUGCACUCGUCCCUGGUGACUCGCAGCAUGACCGGCCAUCUCCAAUACUGUCCCAUGGACAUCAGGGCAUCCGCUUGUUACAAGGACUGCUAGUCCUCAUGGCGAUAACAUCAUGGGGCGAAAAGGCACUCGUUCGGGACGCCCUGUCCAUGGCCAGCCAGGUGGCAACAUUGGUACGCGAAUUCGGCAUCAGUAGUCCCGAGGAUUCUUCAACAAGGGAGACAUCUUGGGAGGACUGGAUACUCUCGGAGGAGAGACGGCGCACUCUUUUUGUGGCAUACGUCCAGUUCGGUCUCCAGUGUACCGCCUUCAACGUCCCUCCGAUGAUUUUGAAUCAGGAAGUUCGUCUCAACCUUCCAGCCUCUGCCGCAGAAUGGGAAGCCCAGACAGCGGUUGAGUGGUCCAACUUCUACAACAAUGCUCCUUGGCCUCCCAGGCUAUUUCAGGAGACUCUAGAACAGCUCCUAUCUGGAGCACCGGUUCACCAUGAAGGAUCCAUCUCUGCUUUUGGCAACUACGCCCUCAUUCACGGCCUAUUCAUGCAAAUCUUUUACGCUCGCAACGCCCUGGGUCCAUCUGUAGACUCCAGAGGAUCGCUGAGUGAAGAGUUCAUCAAGAAGAUGGAGGCAGCGCUCCGAGCCUGGCAGGAAUCCUGGGAAGCAACCCACGAGUCAACUCUAGACCCGUCAUCCCCAAAAGGUCCGUUAGGAUUCAACUCGACCGCUCUUCUCCGCCUCGUCUACAUUCGCCUUAACGCACAUACGGGACCUUUUCGACAGCUCUUUACGCGGGACCCCGUGAUAAUUGCACGUGGAUUCACCGACGGAAAGAUCACCGUGUGCAACAGGUCACCGCAUCUCGAUAGGGCCAUUUUGCAGUGCAUCCACGCACUAAGCAUCCCAGUCCGCGUUGGUAUUGCCUUUGUUGCCCGCACCUUGACUCUCAACUGGAGCUUCCAACACGCUCUUUCUAACCUUGAAUGUGCUUUUUUGCUCACUAGAUGGCUCCGUGGGCUCGCUUUCGCUGUUGAGAAGUCCGGCUUGGCUGACUUACGGCCGGACGAGCAGAAACUGCUCAACAUGGUUGUCACCCUCGUCCACGAGACUGAGUUGGCCGAUUCAUUGGAUGGCGCCCAGGAUCACGCCAGUCGGAUACGGAAGUUGGCGGCGUCUGUUGCUCGGCUUUGGGCUGAGACAUUCAAGGGUUUCCAGGUCUUUGAGAUUGUGUAUGUAGUUGGUCAAAGCCUGUCUAUUGUGGCGGACACUCUUGAGAGAGAGUAA
Messenger RNA from Fusarium falciforme, 2346 nucleotides. Its product is annotated as Fungal-trans domain-containing protein. Gene Ontology annotation, biological process: DNA-templated transcription; regulation of transcription by RNA polymerase II. Lineage: Eukaryota; Fungi; Ascomycota; Sordariomycetes; Hypocreales; Nectriaceae. Gene Ontology annotation, molecular function: RNA polymerase II cis-regulatory region sequence-specific DNA binding; DNA-binding transcription factor activity, RNA polymerase II-specific; zinc ion binding. The record is from RefSeq and is a predicted model, not a curated record. Gene Ontology annotation, cellular component: chromatin. Bases 1 to 2346 code for a protein of 781 amino acids. The transcript has a single exon.